Messenger RNA from Blastocystis hominis, 372 nucleotides. RefSeq lists its product as hypothetical. The transcript is spliced from 3 exons. The record is from RefSeq and is a predicted model, not a curated record. NCBI's taxonomy places the organism in Eukaryota, Bigyra, Opalinata, Blastocystidae. The coding region runs from base 1 to 372 and encodes 123 amino acids.
AUGACCUCCACGAAAUAUAUUACGAUGUUCGACACCACAUGGGCUUAUGGAAAUGAGUAUGUGAAGAUGCUUUUUGCGGAGUUGUCGAAUGAAUACACCUCUCUCUCCACCGUUUUCCUCCAUGUUGAUCUGACGCGUUCCCAGGAGCUUGCCGAUCAACUGAAAGUGAACAUAAGUGGUUACUCGGGAGAAAUUCCGGUCUUUAUUUGUUUCUGCAAGGGGAAAGAGGUUUGCCGAGUUCCUGAGUUUUCCGAGAAGCCUCGCACAGGGACGUAUCGUUGGACGAAAGAAAUCCUGUUGCGCGCUUUUAAAUUGGGUAAAGUGGAGUCAAAAAAAACUAAAUACUUGUGUUUGUUUUCGAAUUGUGGCUAA